AUGGAGAUACCCGAUCUGGAUCCCGCUGUCCACCUACACGCCCUUAAGGCCGGCCUCCGACCUGGAAAAUUCAGGGAAACGAUUGCGAUCACCAAGCCGAAGUCAUUGGAGGAGUUCCGGGAGAGGGCGGCCGGAAAAAUGGAAAUCGAAGAACUGCGUGAGGCCAACAAAACAGAAAGAAGACCUAAGAGAGAGGAGGAUCGAAUACUAAGGUCGGCUCAUAGCAAUGAUCUCGGCAAGCCAUUCAAACUUACUCCAAAGUUUGACAACUACACCAGAUUCAACACAAGGAGGGAAAAGAUAAUUAAAGAAAUACUCAACGCCAAGAUCAUAAAACCUCCAGCAAGAGCAGGCAGCUAUCAAGACCAGAGAUUCGUAGACAAAAGCAAACACUGUGCUUUCCACCAGAAAUACGGACACACAACCGACGAGUGCAUAAUAACCAAAGACCUCCUGGAAAGACUUGCUCGGCAAGGCCUACUAGAUAAAUACAUCGAAGGGAGGAAACAUAAAGAAAGUGAUAGAGACAAGGAGGAACGACAACCAGCCUCGGCCAACAAGGAAACCAACAAAUGGUCAAAUAGCAACCAACCCAAAGGGAUCAUAAACUGCAUAUUCGGGGGAUUUGCUGGAGGCGGCGAAACAACGUCGGCAAGGAAACGUAGCUACCGAGCUAUGCUAGCGAUCGAAGGAACCACACCACUAAACAACCAAGAUACGCCAGAUCUAGAAAUUACUUUCAACAAAGCAGAUAUAUGCUCGGCCGCCCCACACCUAGACGAUCCAGUGGUAAUCUCUAUCCAGACAGGCGAUCUAUUGGUAAGAAAAGUCCUUUUAGACCCAGGUAGCAGUGCAGACGUUCUCUUUUAUUCUACCUUUUUGAAAAUAAAUUUAUCUGAAAAACUCAUGCAACCCUCAUCCGGAGAACUAGUAGGAUUCUCCGGAGAAAGGGUACCAAUAAAAGGUUAUAUAUGGUUAAAAACGACAAUGGGUGAAGGUCCAUUAUCCAGAACCCUUGACAUACAAUACCUAAUAGUUGACUGCAUUAGUCCCUACAAUAUUAUUCUUGGGAGACCUGCUCUGAACAUGUUCAGAGCAGUGAUAUCAACUUUUCACCUAUGUGUUAAGUUUCAGGCACAAGACGGCAGAAUAGCAACAAUUCACUCAGACCGACAACAAGCUCGACAGUGCUAUAAUUCUAGCCUAAAGAGGUCGGACACAAGGCAGAAACAACACGAGGUCAAAGCAGUACAAACCAUGGAGGAAGUCCUAUCCCUAGCCGAGCUCGACCCCCGAGGAGACACCCCAGAAAGACCCCAACCAAUAGACGAGCUUUAG
Messenger RNA from Arachis duranensis, 1338 nucleotides. RefSeq lists its product as uncharacterized. The transcript has a single exon. Lineage: Eukaryota; Viridiplantae; Streptophyta; Magnoliopsida; Fabales; Fabaceae. Bases 1 to 1338 code for a protein of 445 amino acids. The record is from RefSeq and is a predicted model, not a curated record.